AGACAUAUAUACAAUCGACAAAGAUAAAUUCUCACUCUUUUUAACUUCUCUACACCACUUUCGAUCUUCUUUUCCCCGGUCAUCGCCAGCCCUUUCCAAAUUCUCGCUCCUCCCUCCCUCCCUCCCUCCCGUCGUUUUAUUCCAAUUCCUCGGUCGUUUCGUCACUUUCCUUCGCACCCGUCUGAUCGCCUGAGAUCAAGUCUCAUCUCAGAUCAACAACGACGAUUUGCGUUUGAUUUCUCCGUGAAUUUCAACCGCCGCGAUGGUUGCACCGUCGACUGCGCCGUCGGGUUCCGUAACAGUCGCUGGGGUGUCGUGUCUCUAAGGGUUUAAUUUGGUAAUUUUCUCGGAAUUUUGGAUUAUUUCAUGGGCGACAUUAGCGUUUGGUCACCUGAACCAAACGCCGCCGUUUUGGAGGAGAUGCUGUCAUCAUCGUCUUCAUCACAGUCGUCGUUCUUCUCUUCGAAUCAAACGGAAAUUGGUGCCGAGUACUGGCAAAGAGCUGAAGACGCGACGCAGGGGGUCAUAGCCCAGGUUCAGCCCACUGUCCUCUCUGAAAACAGGAGGAAAGCGGUUAUUGAUUACGUGCAGAGGCUCAUUAGAAGUUGUCUUGGCUGUGAGGUAUUUUCCUUUGGGUCUGUGCCACUAAAGACCUAUCUGCCUGAUGGAGAUAUUGAUUUGACUGCCUUUGGUGGUAUAAAUGUUGAGGAGGCUUUGGCCAAUGAUGUUUUUUCUGUCCUGGAACGAGAAGAUCAGAACAGGGCUGCAGAGUUUGUAAUAAAGGAUGUCCAGUUAAUUCGCGCUGAGGUUAAGCUUGUAAAAUGUCUUGUACAAAACAUCGUGGUCGAUAUUUCCUUCAAUCAGUUAGGAGGGCUCUGUACACUAUGUUUUCUUGAGCAGGUUGAUCGUCUGAUUGGCAAAGAUCAUCUAUUUAAACGCAGUAUUAUCCUAAUUAAAGCUUGGUGCUACUAUGAGAGCCGCAUUCUUGGCGCUCAUCAUGGCUUGAUUUCCACAUAUGCUUUGGAGACAUUGGUUCUAUAUAUUUUCCAUCUUUUCCAUACAUCCUUAAAUGGUCCUCUAGCGGUUUUAUAUAAAUUUUUGGACUACUUUAGCAAAUUUGACUGGGACAACUACUGCAUCAGCUUGAAUGGUCCAGUUCGCAUAUCAUCAUUGCCAGAACUCCUGGCUGAGACACCUGAAAAUGAUGGCAGUGAUCUAUUGCUCAGUAAUGAUUUUCUUAAGUGGUGUUUGGAGAUGUUCUCAGUUUCCUCGAGGGGGUACGAGAGUAAUUCAAGGACAUUUCCCCCAAAGCAUCUUAACAUAGUUGAUCCACUAAAAGAAAAUAACAAUCUUGGUCGCAGUGUCAGCAAAGGAAACUUUUACCGAAUAAGAAGUGCUUUUACAUAUGGUGCUCGGAAGCUUGGGCGCAUCCUCUUUCGGCCAGAAGAAAACAUUGACGAUGAAAUCCGUCAGUUUUUUUCUAACACAUUGGAUAGGCAUGGAACCAAGCAGAGGCCUGAUGUUCAAGAUGCUGUCCCGAUGCCUGGACAUGAUAUGUUUGGCACCACAUCAUUAUAUUCAGGUACAGAUUCACAAGAAGAUCAGACAAAUUCUGAAUUGGAGCAGACCUGUAUAAAUGGCAUGACAGUGGAAUUUAGGUUGGGUUAUGAGGUACCAAUUCAUAGUGGGGUCACUAAUAUCGAGACAUCUGGGACCAGUAUGAGCUUUGGCAGAGCCAUGAGUGAAAGAACCUCGACAAAUGGGAUUACUGUUUCAGAACACCGUCUUUCUGGGGAUGCCGAAGACCUUGCUACAUCCAGAAUACAAGAUCUUACAAUUUCAAAUGAUGUGACUAAACCUCCCCCCACAGGUUGUGAGAACGGUACGUCGCCUUUGGGUAAAGCACAUCAUGCACCCCAUCUGUAUUUCUCUCAUACAUCCGUGGGCAAUAAUGAAGAGGGAAAUAGAGAUGAGAAACGUCCAGGGAAUUUGGGUUUUACUGAUAAUAAAGAUUUGUCUGAGCUUCAGCAGGUGCCUCUUGAGGAGAAGGCCUUUAUUACUCAUGGCGACCAGGAUGAAAACCAAUUGGUGAGUGAUAAUCAGAGUCUGUCACCUGUUGGAUUAAAGCCCAACUCUUCACGUUUGAGCUCAAUUACUAGGUCCUCCGAAGAUCUUUAUCCUAAUUGUUUUGGUUACUGGACGCUUAAUGGCACUAAUGAAAAUCCUGAAGCUUUGAAGUCUUUGUCAGAUCUCAGUGGGGACUAUGACAAUCACCUAAAUAGUCUGCAUUUUGGUAGGUUGUGCAAUGAGUAUGCCGCAAGUUCGUCUGUUACUCCUGUGUCCCCACCAUUGGUUCCGCAGUUCCAUGGCAAGAAGCAAUGGGAUGUAGUACUACGGUCUGUGCAGAUAAAUACGAAUGUGUUUCCCCAGAUGAACACCAAUGGUGUUGUCUCAAGGUCAGGUUUGUACCCCAUGAACCCACCAAUAUUACCUGGUGGCACGAUAUUUGGUAUGGAUGAGAUGCCAAAGCCACGAGGAACAGGGACAUAUAUUCCCAACACGAACAAUUACCGGGACAGGCCCUUGACAGCAAGAGGAAGAAACCAAGCACCAGUAAGAUCUCCUCGGAACAAUGGACGUGCCGUGUCAACCCCUGAGUUAAAUUGGUCUGAGAGAAGCAACCAUGAGUUGGCACAAGCCCAAUAUCCUGUUCAUGGUAGCGGAAAGUCUGGGUCUAUAGAUCACAACUCUGGUUCCCCCCGCAGGAAGGUAUACUCUAAUGCAAAUGGUUCAUUGCAUCCGUCUGAGAGAGUUGCCGAAGUCAGGUCAAAUGGGCAGCUGCCAGUUGAGGGAUCUUUGCUAGAAACAAGCUGGCAACAGAACCCUGUCUCAGCCCUUGCUCACAACUCAAGUGGAAGUCUUCCAUCACCAGGAAUGCAAAGCCCAAAACCUGUAUUGGGUAUGACUCAAGAUAGGAUUGGUGCACAAUCAUACCGUUUGAAAGAUGAAGAUGAUUUUCCACCUUUAUCCGUCUGAUUUCAGUGAUAAGGGAUGAUGGGUUCUGUAUGGUUAGAGGUUGUAUGUACAUUCUCUUUUUCUUUUUCCCUUCAAUCUUGGUAGCUGUGUUUCACAGACAUAUUCGAAUAUAGGAUGUUUUAGAUAAUGGUUUUGCCCAGGGUUUUUGUUUUCUUGGCCAUCCCUUGUAGGUAAAGUAGUACAAACACCAAAAAAAAAAAUUGUUGCUGAUGUCUGAUGUAACUCUUAUAGAAGUUGUUUUAUGCAGCUUUAAUUGAUUAACUUUUUGGCUAUUAUACAAUUGAAGAUGGGCUACAGCCUAAUUUCA
Messenger RNA from Juglans microcarpa x Juglans regia, 3343 nucleotides. RefSeq lists its product as uncharacterized. The coding region runs from base 367 to 3036 and encodes 889 amino acids. The transcript is spliced from 9 exons. The record is from RefSeq and is a predicted model, not a curated record. NCBI's taxonomy places the organism in Eukaryota, Viridiplantae, Streptophyta, Magnoliopsida, Fagales, Juglandaceae.